UACUAUCCUAUUGUUUACAGAUGUUCCUACAAGAUAUUUGUCUUGUACAAGAAACUGUAAUAUAAACCGUACUCCGCCGCAGUAAGAUGUAUAAAGUUGACAUAUGAUUACGAAACGUUUAUAUGGCCCCUGCCCCCCAUUAGGGGGUCAAGUUGACUGUAUGCAGAUGGGUUGUCUUAGCUAAUCUGACAGUAGGUACGGAAUAUCUGAGGAAAACGCACGCUUGCAUCAUGAAGCUUUUAUCUAUCCUGCCACUAUUUUUAGUUGCUACCACAACAACAGCUUCGCCUAUAACCGCUGGAGAUACGCAAGUUACCACAAACUCCACAGCGAAUGAAGAUACGCUUAUAAUAACAGAAAACUUCUUUCUCGAAACCAACGUCAAAUAUACUGGACAGCACGAUAUCGUUAACAUUAUAGUACCUCUCAACAAAAUAAAUUUCGAAGAUGAUGACGAAGAGAGAUAUAACAAUGAUAUAACGAUAUUCUUUGUUGAAGCCGAUGUAGAUGAUAAAGGAGAAAGAAAAGAUCAGGGAUUAUACAUUUACAAAAAUGGUAAAACUAAUAAAAUACUAGAUAAUGGAAGGGAUGCUACAGCAUUAAAUGAUGACAGUACAAAGGUAUACUUUGGUGCAUCAGACGGUAUUUAUAUUUACGACGAUGCUAAUGGUAAAACUAAUAAGUAUGGAACUCUUACUGAUAAUAUAAUCCAGGUAGAAGCCGAUAAUAAAACAGGCACCGUUUAUUUUCUGACGAAGGACCAUGAAGUAUUUUCUGUUGCUGACGAAGGAAAAAAGAAAAAUAAAGUUAAUAUUAAAGACGUUAGAGAAAUGGCCAUUGAUUAUGAUAGCAAUUUGUUUUAUUAUGAUAGUAACAAAGAUUUAUACUUGUGUAACCUAAAACAUGGUGCUGUGCAGAAAAUUGAAGGUAUACCAAGUAGAAAGAGUAUCAAAUUGAUAAGGCCAAUGUUUGCUCAAGAAGAUGGUGUUUUUGCAAUUAUAGAUGAUGUUAUAUAUUUGCUAAAUGCUGAUAGGACUGCAGAGAAAAGUAAAGGAACUCUACGAGUAAAACCAACUGCAUACGCACCUGAAGCUACGUUAAUACAUUACUAUGCACUUGAAAAAAAGCUAUACGAAUUCAAUGUGCUAGCUAUUAUUAGUCCCGAACUUGAGGAAUUGAAAGACUUCUUAGAUGAUAAGAAGAAUGAAAUACAAAAUAUCGCUACGAAGUCGAGGAGUUCUUUUGGGUCAUAAACUAUUACAAUUAAAUGUAUAAAUAAAUUAAAA
Molecule: messenger RNA, 1286 nt
Organism: Leguminivora glycinivorella
Lineage: Eukaryota; Metazoa; Arthropoda; Insecta; Lepidoptera; Tortricidae
Exons: 2
Coding region: 231-1253 (340 amino acids)
Molecular function (GO): protein binding
Source: RefSeq, a predicted model, not a curated record